GAAGCCUCUUCCAGCAUAUAAUACAAAACCUUCCUGGAUCUUUAUUGGAUUGUAUCAUUACUGAUAAACACUUGGGAGUACAAUGAAAAUGCUUGGAGAGCCUGGGAACAUAAAAAUGGACAGAAAGCUGUUAAAGCCACAGGUAGAAAGACGAAGAAGAGAGAGGAUGAAUCAGAGUCUGGAGAACCUGAGAACUUUACUACUGCAAGGUCCUGAGCACAAUAGCCCCAAUCAGCGAAGGAUGGAGAAAGCAGAGAUCCUGGAAUACACAGUCCUCUUUCUGCAAAAGUCUAUCCAAGACAGGGCCAAGAAAGCAAAAGAUGAAGAAGAAACACAAAAGCAUCAGUUCAUGGAUGGCUUCUCUACGUGUCUUCAGAAAGCUUCCCGUUUUCUGUUAGAUGAAGGAGAGGGUCGUGGGAUCGAGGGUUCAGUAACAGCCACACUCUGUCAACAGCUGACACAGCCAUGUGUGCCCACCCACAUCAGACUGCCUGUCAAAGUCCACAGGUCCUCGAGAACGAAAGUUCCCGAUUCACAUCCACAGCAUCAUCUGCAGCAGACAUCUGUCUGCAAACAAAGACUUUCUCCGGUUCGCAAAGACGUUGUGUUACACCAGAAGAGGAUUCCUCUCAGAAGCACAAAGUCCAGUACACUGCAGUGUCAAAACACACACACAGUAGCCCAGUCAACCUCUCAACACCAAGCUCCUGUCAGUCAAUCUGUUUGGAGACCUUGGCCUUAAAAGACUUUUAAAGUAAUGUACAGAGAAAUGGACUCAAAUACUGGGGCUUGUGUAAUAAUCAGACAUGGUUUAUCUCUUUUAUAACAGGAGAUAUAUGUCUAUAUCUAUUUUCUUAAUGUGUAAUGAUUUCAUGAUCUGACACCACAUUGAAAAUGUAAAAUGUGUAUAUAGUGUAUGAUAAAUGAUGGCAGUAUAUUUUUACACAGAUGUUUUUUUUUGCAUGAUCUGUACUGGGUGUAUGAUCUGUAAUGCAUAGCUUAUGUAUGUAUUUAUCUAUUUUGCACAUUAAU
Messenger RNA from Paramisgurnus dabryanus, 1032 nucleotides. It is a transcript of the gene her7, whose product is annotated as hairy and enhancer of split related-7. Lineage: Eukaryota; Metazoa; Chordata; Actinopteri; Cypriniformes; Cobitidae. Gene Ontology annotation, biological process: regulation of DNA-templated transcription. The record is from RefSeq and is a predicted model, not a curated record. Gene Ontology annotation, molecular function: protein dimerization activity; DNA binding.